AUGGCUCGUGUAGCCUCGCUCCUCGCUAUCCUCCUCGUCGCCUUACCUCUGGCCUUCGCAGCCGAGCGUCUCCCUCCCGGCCAGUAUCCCUGCCCAACAUUCGAGGCUAUCAGCACAUGUCCCGACGCCGCCACUGCUCCGGAUCUCGCAGAGCAUCCCUCCGUGCAGUUCGGCCAGAUCAUCGAGACGAACCUUCGCGGUGACCUCACCCGUACCGCUGGCUACGCCGGUAUGACCCCCAAGGACUGCUGCGAGAAGGUUGACGGCUCUGGCUUCUGGACGUGGUCCGCUGACUCGAGCGACCAGGAAUACGGUUGGUGCGACAUCUGGCAGAGCAAUGCCUGCGUCAGGGCUGGCAGUGAGCAAGGAAAGGUGUUCGACUCUAACCCCGCCUUCGCAUACACCUUCCUCAAGGUCGCUUAA
This is a messenger RNA of Closterium sp. NIES-65, 423 nucleotides long. The record is from the annotation of a GenBank genome assembly. NCBI's taxonomy places the organism in Eukaryota, Viridiplantae, Streptophyta, Zygnematophyceae, Desmidiales, Closteriaceae.